CUCGCGUCCCCAUCAUAUCGCCUUCAACUUCCAUACCAUCUCUUUCCCUACCAUAUAUAUACACGAGCCCCUUCUCCACGACCACGACCAUAGUAGCAGCGCAAGCAAGAAAAGCAGGAGCAGAUCAGAUUCAUCCAGAGAUCCAGAGAAGAAUCGGAGCUUCUUUUUCGCUAGGAUUAUUAGCUCUCGCGGACACGAACGAUGGCGAGCGGCGGCUACGGCGGCCCCUACUCCUACUACAACCAGCCUGCGGCCGCGCCCUACUACUACGUGCAGCGGCCGGCGAGAGGGGGAGGCGGCGGCGGCUCGCGACCGCCGCUCCACCUCUUCCUGCUGCUCGCGACGCUCCUCCUCCUCGCCGCCACCUCGCUGUACGCGCGGUGUGAGGCGGCGGUGGAGAGCAUGGCACAGCAGCUCCGGCCGUUGCUCAUCCUGUCCCCGCUGCUGCUCAUCGUCGCCGCGCAGCUCUGGGUGGCCACCAGCGGCGACCACCGGCAGGGUGGGGGCGCGCUCGCGUACCUCCUCGAGCAGGUGGCUCCGGCGGACCAGUACUACAGGAGCGGCGCGCCGUAUGGCCGGUGGGACGGCGGCUCGUCGCCGUGGGGUGUGGCGGUGGUGCUCGUGCUCGUCCUGAUCUUGGUCUCGUACCAGUCUUCGUUCCAGGAGUGGCGGUUGUUCCCGCUGCGCGGCCGGUGAAGAGGUGCAGUGGACGGCGUGAGGUUAGGCUGCGUCUGCGUGCAUGAAGCUGCUUGCAUGAUCAAUUGACCAUGGCCAUGGCCGUGGCCAGUCUGUUGUAUAUUGUUGGAGGAGCUAGCCAUGGUAGGCAUGUCCAUUAGUGUCGUGAAUCCUUACGUCUA
Messenger RNA from Triticum aestivum (bread wheat), 857 nucleotides. RefSeq lists its product as uncharacterized. The record is from RefSeq and is a predicted model, not a curated record. The transcript has a single exon. Bases 202 to 696 code for a protein of 164 amino acids. NCBI's taxonomy places the organism in Eukaryota, Viridiplantae, Streptophyta, Magnoliopsida, Poales, Poaceae.